Molecule: messenger RNA, 14527 nt
Organism: Xyrichtys novacula (pearly razorfish)
Lineage: Eukaryota; Metazoa; Chordata; Actinopteri; Labriformes; Labridae
Source: the annotation of a GenBank genome assembly
CACAAUGCACAGCGAACCAGCCACGUAAACGCUUCCAAUCACAGCAGCGCCGCCCUCGUUAGCUUCCUCUACAAUCUGGACAGAUUCAUACCUGCACAUCACAGGUGUUCACAUGAUGCUACAGCCGUUUAUCAGGUAAAGGCGCUCAAUUGACUGUUUCAGUUCUUUAGGCGAAUGUGUUUUGAUUGGUUUUAGCUUUGCCCUGAGUUGUGAGGAAGCAGUUUUGCCUCUUUAGCCUCUGCUGACGGAAGCCGAGAAGAAAUACUGAGGCGAAGCUAACGCUGUUUACCUUAGAUGCUAACGGAGGUUAGCAGUUUAGUUUUCUAUAAUUCAGAGCGUUAGGAAGCUUAUUUAAAGGAUUUUUAGGUUGGACAGUUUAAGUUUGAUUCUUGGAAAUACUGAAUGCACAGUGGUUGGCUAAGUUAAAUAUGAGACGUUAUAAAUAAUCCCAGGGAUCUCCUCACUUCCUUAGCUAGUUCCUGACACACUGCUAAUGUUCCUUAGCUGGUCCAAACGCAUGUCUUCUGUGGAUUUAUGUUAUAUUGCGAGGCAGUGAUUUACAGACAUUUUGUUAGCAGGUAUUCGAUAGUAACGAUUGUCUAACAAUACUUUGUAGGUUUUUAAGACAGGCAAGCGUCGCCCGUUCAUUCAGUGUUUGGAGCUGUCCGUGGUGCUAACACAACCGACCAACAACAACCAUAGAGAAGCAAACAAACGAUAAAUGUUAGUUUGAACCUGUCACAAAUGACCCUUAUGCUUAUUGAGCUUAAGCAAAUUCAUAUUUUCUUAUCUUGUAUGACAUAAUUUUCAGAGCAAAUCAUCUGUAGAGUAAAAAACAGACUUAAAGAUACUAGAAAGUGUCUUUAGGUCUUUGGUUUUGUGUUCAUCGUUGUCUUUUGGUCUCUUGAGCUCUCGCUCUGAUAUGAGGAAGGAAGGCUUUAAACUCUCCCUUUUAAAGUCUUUUAGCUUGACUUAAGUGUUCCCCCGUAUAUUUGUCAAGCAGCUUCUCAUGUCACUCCUCUUCCACAUGUGUAGGUUAUUGCAGCCUUUUCUUAUGCUCAUUUCUUGACACCGGGAAACUGAAAUGCUUGGAACAGUCUGCCGGAGAGCCUCAGGGCCGCAGAGACUAUGGAUGUUUUUAAGAAGAGGCUCAAGACUACCCUUUUUAACCAGGCUUUUUACUAACUGCCCUUUUAUAUUUCUCUUAUUGCAAAUGCUCAUUUCAAUCGAAGUUCCUAUUGUUUAUUUUAUGUCAUUUUAUUAAUAUCCUCUGUUCUUAGUCUUUUUCUUAAUUCCCUUCACAGGUUUUUACUUCUUUUACCCCUUUUGUAUGUAGUAAAGAGCUUUUACUUAUCUGCUCAUUUAAUAUAAUUUUCUUAUUUUAGUCCAUCAGGUUUUACUCUUUCUUUUUACCAUUUUUAUUUCUAUUUUUAUCUCCAGUGUUUCCCAAAGGUAGCUCUUUCCUCACGUAAUGUCUCAGUGUCAGGCCAUGUCUCUCUUACAGUAUAUCUUAAAUUCUCAUACUGUGUGCGGUUGUGUGUGUGUGUAUGUGUAAGGGUGAGUGAGUGAGGGUGGGUGUAUACCUUUGUGUGUGGGUGGGAGGGUCGGGUUUUAUUGUCGUUAAUUGUUUUUUUUAGCCUCUGUGAGGCUCUUUGAACUUCAAUUUUUGUAUGAAAAGUGCCAUAAAAAUAAAGUUGAAUUUGAAUUUGAAUUUCUACACAUCAGAUUUUAAAGCAGCUGGAACAUCUGAAACUUCAGAAGCAUCUCUGUCCACCUUCAUCACUUAUGCUAUUAUCUUUGUACUGAUCUGAGGAAGCAAGCAGAGUGCAUCGGAAGAUAGACGCCCAUGGGAUUAGGGUUAUAGUUCCUGUUAAUUUUGCUCUGCUCUGCUGUGGCUCUAACAAAACAGUAUUCUUUGAGUGGGAGGCCUGUCACUCUAUACUAGUACAGGUGCACAUGGGCAUUGAGAGACUUUUCUCAUUAUGUUGUGAGAUUCCAUAGCGUCUCUAAUGUCAAAUGAAGACAUUAGGGGUAACGAUUUGGGCAUAUUCCUCUAGUGUCAAAAAGUUAAAAAAUCACUCAGACUCAAGUACGAUGCUGAUUGAGAUCUUGUGGUCGUUAAGUACGCACAUUUUUGGGACGAAAAACACGCCAUAAGCACUCUCAGUAGACAGAAGUGUUUGUAAGACUAGAUUAAAGAGGAUCAAAUGUUGCAUAUCGUAGCUUGGUGAAAGUGGCGCAAACUGUUUUAUAUUUUGUUUUUGGCCGAGCAGUAAAGCAGUUGUUCUAAGUUCAAAAUCAUUUACACAACCUACACAGCGAAAUAAAAAAUGUACCUCUGUGCGAGCCUUGUCUUUUUUCUGUGUUUUAACAAGACUUUCCACAAAGUAUACUCUGUCAGACUCUAGAAAGCCCUGAUGACUAAAUGUUUGCAGGUUGGCUCUUUGUGAGUUAAAACUUGAGAAGCUGGAUAUUUAACAUGUCUUUACUGCUCUUUCAACAAGCUCCUUUCCCUCUGUUUCAUCCAUCUGCAGGGCUUCAGUGAGAUUGUUAGAGCUUUAAGAUGUCGACGGUGUUAUUUGCCUCUGUGGUACGGGUCGGGGACGGCCUGCCACUCUCUGAAUCGACCGACUAUGAGCAAGACAAAGAGCUGCAGGAAACCAAGAAGAGUCUUAAAAGCCUCUCCAAAAAACUAGGACAGUUUCCUGACCGCUGCACACUCAAGACUGGACCGUAUAAUGUCAAGUAGGUCAUACAAGAUGCUUGUUAAAGUUACCCAAGUUUUUGAGGUGCAUUAUCAGUGUAUUUUGGAUGUAAACUAUACUUUUACCAAAGAAAUUUGGUAAUUUAGGUAUAAAAUACAGUUUUAAUUUCAGAAAUGUGCAUAAUUUUCUGCACCCUCAUCCCUUGACACCUGUGAGUGAUUAAGCAGUCUGCUGCUCACAUUAUUUCGCUCUCUUCUUGACCUCUCUUUAACAACUUUGAUGGGAAAAUGCUGCUUAAUUUCUCUGAUUUAACAGCUAGGCUACCGUUUGAGGUGUCAAACUGUUCCUAAAAGCUCUGCUGGUGCCCAGGGAAAUAGCUUUGAAACUUUCUCAAAGGCUGUUUUUGUCAAGAGCUAAUUAGUCUUAUUAAGACAUAGAACAUGAGCUUCAAAAAAAUUCUUCAGAAUCAGCUAUCAAUGAGCCAGCCUUACCUUUCAACAGUCAGAGUUUCUGUUUGAUAAGAGUCUCUUUAAUCAAUAAAAGCUUGGAGAAUCUGUAGAGGAGAGGGUCAGCAGACAGUGAAGGUCAGUCUGAGGCAGGCUCUGUUUGAAGUCACAGGUUAACGUACUCUGUGAUAUUCUGGAUCCUUUAGGACUUAGAGAUUUCUCCAGCAUAAAAGCAGAAGGAGAGUCUUUGUAUUUCUUGAUGUGUAAGUGAUUUCUUUGUGAACAGAUUCAUACGUGACUUUUUCUGGAUGUUUUUGGACAAAGUAAAAGACAAAUUAAACUUGACUUGACUUGACAAAGUGAACUUCUCUAAUCACAUGAAGCCCGUUAUGGUACUCUAAUUCUUGUUGUGAUUUCGAGCGUAUGAAAGGAUUAGGGACAUUGCAGUAACAUUAAUGCAUACUACAUUACUUUUUGAUGAUAUUUAAACAUAUUCAUGCACCAACUUGUAGUCAUGCACAUCACUCAUAGCAGUCUGCUCCAGGGCUUUUUGUAGCUUUAUUUUUGUAUCUUAUUCACCAAAGAGUUUUUAAUAUGCUGCAUUUGUUGCCUUAGGGUCCUCUGACUAUUUUGUCAAAUAGAAACGGAUGCUAACUUAAUCAGCUUGAUAUGCAUAUGUAAACAAAACACAAACCUAUCCGCUGUGGACUGAAAAAAAUCACAGUGACGGCCUUUCAGGCAGAAAUAUGAGUUAUGCAGGAAUUUGCCCGACAUGUACUCUUUUAAAAAAAAAAAGUGAAAUCAUUUGAUAUUGUGGUAUUUUUGAUGUUCCUACCUGCAAAUUGCAAACAUUGUCACCAACACCAUGAAGGAUGCUAUAAUCAUUCUGUCAAAACACAAACUCACCAGAAACUUCCAUUUUCCAAGAGGACCUCCUCCAGCCAACUGUCACCUCACUUACAGAGAUCCUUUUCCAUUUAAGCUCAAUGCAAGUGGCAGAUAAAGGGGGUUUGACCAAGUCCAGGAUAUGCAACUUCAGUGCAGCUCUGUGCAUACUGUUAAGAAAAUUGGAAACAGAUCUUUACAUGGAAAUGUGCUCCCUGUCGACCCUAUGAAUUCUCACUUUAUUUUAAAGAAAGACUAAAAAAUGAAACAGUGUACUAACUGCAGGCAUAUUUUUGACAUGUUACGAAGGGGUGGGAGAAAAAAUUGUAACAACAUAGUAUUGCAAUAUUUUGUCUGGUGAUAUAUCAUAUCGUCUCAUUCACCAAGUAUCGAUUUUUCUAAUUAAUUGCUAAUAUGAAGACAAAUCUAUGAUGCUGAAAAAAUAAAAUCAGCUGUUUGUCCAGUGAGGUUGGCAGAGGUGACAUCUUAGAGCAGGAGAAAGUUAGUACAACAAAUACAUAAGAUUUUCAAAAUGUGGUACAUGAAAAUAAAAUAGAGUGUAAAUAAGACAAACAUUAAGGAAAGACAAAUGCUAAAUUUGCUCAAGAGUUGAAAAAAUUGUAUUAAUCACAAUAUAUUGCAAAUAACAUUUGCAAAAUGUUAAAAAUUGCGAUAAUAUUGUAUUGUGGCCCAAGCACUGUGGUGAUAUUGUAUCGUGGCCCAAGUAUCCUGAUAGUAUCAAAUCGUGGCCCAAGUAUCCUGAUAGUAUCAAAUCGUGGCCCAAGUAUCGUGAUAAUAUUGUAUCAUGGCCCAAGUAUCGUGAUAGUAUCGUAUCGUGGCCCAAGUAUCGUGAUGAUAUCAUAUUGUGGCCCAAGUAUCGUGAUAAUAUUGCAUCAUGGCCCAAGUAUCGUGAUAAUAUUGCAUCAUGGCCCAAGUAUCUUGAUAAUAUUGCAUCAUGGCCCAAGUAUCGUGAUAAUAUCGUGUCAUGGCCCAAGUAUCAUGAUAAUGUCGUAUCAUGGCCCAAGUAUCGUUAUGAUAUCAUGGUGAUUCCCACCCCUUAUGUUAGGUAUAUCAGGACAGAUUUGAUUGUAUGUAUUUACUGUGAAGAUCAAACUGAGAGUUUUUUUACCACCGUUCAGCUGGAAACAUCUCACUAUCUUGCUUUAUCACAUUAACAUGCUGGUAUCACAUUCACUCUCAUUCCUCAGAUGCUUUUGGCUGUUUGAUUAUUAGUGUUUCAUCGGGCCACAUGAUAAUCAUCACGUCUGUCUGUACUAUUUGUUGACAUUUUUGUUCCACAUCAAUUUGGAUGUUGUUUUUGAUAACCAAUUUUUUUCCCCUAAAAUGUGCUCAGAGCUGUUCAGAUACUGCAGAAGUCUUUGUGUCUGGGGAAUUUAAUUUGUGCGCUGUGUAUCCAUUAACACCGCAGGCCCAAAAGAUAAAGUGUCUGCUGAGGUGCAUAUGAAUGUGAUUGUGGGUUUGUGUUUAAUUAGCUGUAAAAGUGUGUGAGUUUUAGGCACAAAUGUGCUGAAAUAGUGUUUAUUCAAUGUUUAGAGCAGCAACGAGCUGGAACAGAAAUUAUGCCAUUGUGUGUGUUUAUUUUCUGGGAUCUGUUUGGCUUGGUGUCCUCAUUACAGUUUUUUUUUCUGUCAAGAGAAUAGAGUACUGUGGUAGAAAGGCUUUAUUGUUAUUGCGUGUGUGUGUGUGUUACAGUUUUGCAAGCGCCCGGGGUGUUGGAUACAUGAUGGUGUGCACUGCAAACUACCCCAACGUGCUGGCCUUCUGCUUCCUGGAGGAGCUACAGAAGGAGUUUAUCGUCACCUACGACUCCAAACGAAUCAACAGUGCUGUGCGGCCGUUUUCUUUUAUUGAAUUUGGUGAGCCCCACUGAGUUUUACAGGAUGUGUCAGACUGUAAGUGGCUGUCAUCACAUGGUAGAAUUUAUGAUUCUGUCCCUCAGAGUCUAAAAACAAGAGUGUCUUUUUGUUAUCGGGAAAACAUUCCAGUGCAAAAUAAUAAGACGUGCCAUGUUUUCCACAAAUUUGGCCCCAUAAUAAAGCAAUUUUUUUCCAACUACAUGUGCUAUUUUUGUUACAUUUUGUCUUGGUCAUGCUUAUUUCUCUCUAUGAUGACAAUUUGUUAUUCUGCCUGACUGUAUUUGUGCAGAAAAAAUGACUAACAGAACAAGGUUUCUCCAAAUCUUCCUUGCAGACCGAUUAUUAGUGUUGUCUGAUUAUCGGGGGUGAUAUUUAAAGGCUAAUCCAAACAAUCAGGAAACUGAUCUCAGUCUGACUGCUCCACUCUUACACACAGCUGUCUAUCUCUGUGCUCUUUUCACCCCCUGUGCCACUGACCACCUUGUUGUGCUCCCUAUCAUCCAUCAGACACCUUCAUCCAGAAAACCAAACAGCGCUUCAACAGCCCGCGCUCGCUGUCCACCAAGAUCAACCUGGCUGACAUGCAGACAGAGAUCAAGCUGCGACCGCCCUACCAGCUCUCCCCUGAGGACCUGAGGUCUAUCAAUGGGCUGUCCGUGCACAUGCCAAAUAAAUACAAAGGUAUAGAUAGGACAUGCACAAACCCAAGCUCUAUUGAAGUGUGAAAGAGGUUUUCUGUCAUAACAGAGCACCUACUUUAGUUCCAAUCUGGAGAUCAAUAAGGUGUUAUCCUACAGACUCUUAUUACUUGGCAUUUGAAGCACCAGUUUUAUUAACAAGAGAAACUUUAAGGUUACAGGUAGUUUCAGGAUACUGAGUCCUUUACAAAAUAUGUGAAGGAUGCUGUUUGAUAAGUGAGAUUGGAGUUGAUUAAGCUAAUUCAAAACAUUAAUGCACGAAGGAUUCUCUAUUCUUUUGUAAGAAUUUGUAAGAAGUAUUUUUUUUAGUUUUUUUAGUCACAAAAGAAAGUAUUGAAUCAUCAAUGCUGUCACUACAAACAAAAUCUUGAGUAUUUCAAUCUGGUCGACCUCAAGGGAAAUAGAUUAGAGCUGCUAUUGGCACAGACACGCCAAGAGCACCUCUAAAUCGAGGCAUCCUUUACAAAAACCCCAAACCACCCCAACCUUUUCUCUAAGGCCGCCCCCAGGAAACUCAUGUCAGUUGCUUUUAUCCGUAAUCAUCUUCUACAUGAACUCCAAAGAGUCCUCGAGUGCAGGAGUGAUUUAAGAACCUUCUCAGGGCAGCUCUGAGCAAAGAAGGGACAGAAAAUUUGACCUCAGGUUGGAGGCAUGGCUGACCCCCUUUGCUCGGUAUCGCACAUCCAGACAGAAAACAAAGUCCUUUCUCGAUAACAGUUCUAGUGUUGUUGCGUUAGCCUGCAGAAAUGAGUGCACUUUGAGGUACAUUGCUCCUAUUUACAGUCUGUCUACCAUUCACUACUCAGCCUGAGGAACCCUAAGCCUCUGAAAAAGUCCUCACUCUCCCUGUCAAUUUUUCAUCUUAGCUGUCUUAAGGGGGACAGAGAUUGAGUUUUAACUUGGAGGGAAAUUCUUAGAAAACGUGAAGAUUCUAUGAAUUUUCCUAAAAUUUCGCCGCUUGGAGCAUCUCUUAAGACUUGAUGGCUUUAUGGCCACAUGACUAAGUAACAAGUGUCAUUUCAAUAGUUCACAAUACUCUUUGUAUAUUGAUCAAGAUAAUGCUGUUUAUAUAGUCAUGUGGUACAUACCUCUCUGCGCGGUCAAACAGACCCACCAUUGCUCUCUUGUCCUUGUCCAAGACUCUCCCUCUUUUGCGCCGUCACACCUCAGCUUCCCCGCUGUGAGCGACGUCACCUCAGGUCACUGUGGUUGUUAAGUUCCCCCCCUCGACAUCCUCUUCAGAGUGGCUCCUCCACGCUUUGUUCACUCUCUGCUGGUUGCCCUUGUCAGUCUUUGUUUCUGGAAGCAUAAAUCAUUUUGUUCUGGAGGAUAAAGUACGCUCAUCUGAUAAUGGUGACGCAUCACUCCUUUUAUUAUGCAAGAAUGUUUCGGAGGACGGAAAAUUCCAGACGGUGUCGCCUGGCUUAUCAAUUCUUUUGAGGAUUCAUACUCUUGUCUUAGAUUUAAUAUCAUGUCACAUAUACAAAGUUUUAGUUUCUUUUUAAAGCAGGAUGUUUUUUCCUCAUAGCACUUGAGUCGCUCAUUAGUAGAUCAUUUUGCUGAAUCAGUGCUAAUGUUCUUUUUUUAUUUUCUCUCCCCCAGUUCCAAAACAGAUGUUGGAGCCAGUGACUCUUCCAGGCGUCGUGUCCUGCGUGCUCACUGUCCUCUGUGGAGGCCUAAACCUGCUGCGAGGAGUCCACGCCAUAGAGAGCAUCUUACAGGUGAGGGUAGAGCUGAGGUGACAUUUUAACAGCCUCAGCUUUUCCGUCACACAGCAUGAGACUUAAAGUCAUAGAUUUGGCCUUUUAAUCCAGCGCUCCCCACUGAAGUACAGAGAAGCUGUGGAAACCAUUGAAAUUCUGUUUUUACAUACUUAUUCCUGAUGUCAGGGUUUCUUUCAGUUCAGUUUUCUAGCACCAAACACACCUGCACAUUUGCUCUCACCUCUCGCCUCCACAUGUUCCUCUUUUCUUCUUUCACACCGAUGUUAAGCACCCGCUUUUUGUCUCUCUUUUUCAGCAGCGUGUUCUCUAAAAACUCAAAAACCUAACUUGUAAUUUUUCAUUUUUCCCCCCUCAAUUUUGUUUUAAAAAAAAAACACAGAUUGAGGCUCUUUGAGUGAAGACUUGAUUGUAAUUAUGUGGCUUAUCAAAACCAGCGUAGUUUGGAGUGUCAUUAGCAUCAACCAGGUGCACUUAAAAGCUUUUAUAAACAGCGGCCAGAAUGAGUUAGGCCCACAUUCAGCAGGAGAAGUCACUUCUCAGUGAGUGCAUUCACAGACAGGAUGUAAUCAGAGUGUUUCCUUGCACUGUGUGGAGUUGUGAGUGGAGUCAGGGGAGAUGGUGCACUACUUAAUCAACAUUGGAGGGUGUCAUUCUUUUUUAUGGGCAAAAAACUCAGAAUCAGAAGGGUUAUUUAAGGUCAUUAGAAAUACUCUUAACUAUACCAGAUGUCAGAAUAGAAUAAGUGGCCCUGUAAAGUCACGCCUGAGUGCGGGACUCAUUACAGUUGUGUUGGUAGGAAGUUGAAUCAUGAGGUUCUAAAGUAAAGUCAGAUUGAAUAAAUUAGCAUUACAUUAGCAUCGUACCAAAUUAUCUGAUAAGAUAUUAAUAAACAUAUACUGUAUAUAAACAUUAAUAACAAAAAUGACCAAAAAGCAGUGAAUUUUGCUCAAUAUAAACUUAAACCUUACAUUUAAUUUAAAAUAGUACAAGCCAACACAGUAAAUGUUAGAACUGACUAACUUGAUUACGUUUUUAAAAAUACAGUUUAUUCUUAUUUUAAAUUAGGUUCUGGCAACACUAACAGAAAACUUGCAACAGGGACAACAGACACUGAAAAAAGUAUAAAAAAUGUAUACUGUUAAGAAAAAUAAUAAUUUCACCACCAGUUACAUUCAUUAGAAAAGGUUGGUAACAUGACCAGGUUUACAAAAGAGCAUCCUUAAAGAAGCUGAGUUUCUCAGAACAGGCUUUCUGCUGGGUCUUUAAAAAGCCUUAAAAUGUCUCAAAUCCAAUAAUUUGAAUUUAAGGCCUUAAAAUUUCUAAAAUUCUCUGAAAACUUCAUGAAAUGUCUUGAAUACAAAUUUGAAAGGUCUUAAAAAUAUGUUAAUGUUACUUACAAAUAAAGAUUGAUUUGAAGUCGAUUUAAAAUGUUCAGAUUUCCUCUCAUGUCUUUUGUACUUUUUUACCAGUAUGAAUGUAAAAUGGAUCUUAAACUGUAUUCAUUAUGGUCUGAAAAAAGUCUAAAAUUUGACUUGUUGAAACCUGCAGAAGUAAAGUUGGAAGUAGGUUCACCUCUUUUGUGAGAGACAGCGUGAGCACAUUUUAACAAUAUUAAGAGUGAUGUUCCCCAAAGUAAAAAUGAAGAGAAAGUGAAGAUUACAUUGUCUGCAAUAUAUGAUAUCAACUAAAAUAUUACUGCUUAGCUUUCACUCACCAGCAUUGCGUUAAAUACAGAUGUGACUCUGUAGUAGAAGUCCCUGCAUGGACUCAUAUAAGUGUCUAUGAACACAGUUUGUUGUUCCAUCCACCAAAGGGUAAACCAAAUUUAGUUUAAAAGGAACUCCCGCACACUUUAGCUGAUGAAGAAACCUGCUGAGACCGAAAUAACAACACUGCUUUGCCUCUUAGCAUCUGUCUUUGCACGUAGAUUCAGGUUUGAAAUGAUUUCCGAGUCUGUUCUUAUUAACCUUUUGUUCGUCAUCCCGACUUAUUUGGAACUGAGGUAAAUUUAUCCAGUUUUGCUGCAUAAUGGUGUCAGUCUGACAUUUGUCAUUCACGCUUCUCUCUGUAAAUGUCACCUUGUAUUCUUGUAAGUAGAUGAGACCUUAUUAUGAAAUAAAUUACAGAAAUAUCUGAAUGUUCUCUUCGUAUGGGUUUCUUGAUGCUUUGUCCAAACAUGGAUAACUUGUGCUUGAAAGUAACACUUUUCUUCCUCUUUGCAGAAUGACGAUGAAGACUUUAAUUACGUGAUUGCCUUCUUCCUCGGCACAGCGGCCUGUCUGUAUCAGGUAAGUGAUAGUCUGCGGUAAGAGCGGCCCGUCACCGGCUGACUGGCUGACUAACAGCCCUGCACUUUACAGCUCAGCAGCCUGUCAGCCAAACUAACAUUAGCAAAAGCUCAGUGCCUUUCACCCCACUACCUUCUCUGAAACAUUUUCAUCAGCUCCUUUUGUGCAGCUCCUCAUACCUAAUGGAGCAACACAAAUUGGCCGGCUCGUGGGGGGAGAACAAAGUUAUCAGAUUUCUUACUUGCUGAGCAGACUUAUUGUCCCAUGAAGGACAUCCAAAAUGAAAACAUGUCACCGGCCAAUGUCGGUCACACAGACUCUGCAGAAUUCAAAUUCCUCUCUGCUGUUCUCCUUACAGUGCUACCUGUUUGCCUACUUCUCAGUCUGGAGGAACAGUAAGUCCUUCCUGGCGUUUGCACUCAUCUGUCUGUCAAACAUGUAUCUGUAUGAACUGAGAAACAUGUGGCAGAUCCUCUUCCAUGUGGCCGUGGGGGCCUUCAUGACUCUGCAAAUCAAACUGAGACAACCGCUGGGGAAAGCACCGGACUACAACGUCUGACAAAAACUUGUAUCGCAGAGGACACACACAGACUUCAAGUCGGAUGUCUCGCAAACGCCCUGGAAAUGGAGCCGAGACAGCCCUGGAUGUCUGGGGACAAAGACGAAUCAAAAACCAAUCGUCUCAGCUCAGAGGGAGAAACCAAAAUCUUGCAACCGCAACACAUGGCAGCACCAGCAGACAGUGACGGAGCUCAGUGUGGACGUAGAGAGAAACUCUGCCCCAGCCCUCAUCAUUUAUGGAAUUUAAUGGAUGGAGUUCAGGAGUUGUCUAAUCCCCACCAUUCGCAGAUAUUUACUUUAACUUUCAUGUCAGCCGCAGCUUAGAUCACAGUCCUGCAUCAGUCCUGCGACAUUUUCAUCCAUCAACUAUGCAGCUCUAAAGUAAACAAAUCCCUGUUACUGUACAUGCAACCCAACAUUUAACCAAAAACAUAUGCGAUUAAAACCCACUGAUAAUGCAAACUGAUUGCAUUGGAAGGUAAGAACCUCCAAACCAGUCAAAAAGUUCCACAAUAUGUAAGCUUUGGACUUUAAUAUUUUAAUUUCAAGAAUUCAAAACCUCUUAAUGAUAUUAAGCCUUGAUUUUAGUAUGAAUAUAAAGCAGCUUUACAAACAUUAAAAUUAACUGUAAUAGAAUCCUGUCUGAUGAGAAAAAACAUUUUUAAACAAGGAAAUAUCUGAUUAAAUCAUUUUCACUCAAAGGCACAGAUUGUCAAAUAUAGAGCAAUAUCUAGUUGUCAGACUCUGAUUUAAAAAGCUCCCUUGCUCACCCCUCCUUGCUGAUGAAUUUCCACAUUUCAAGUGAUGGUAGCAUAGAUGGACAUGAAGCUCCUGUGGUGCAUAUGAAGUGUGGUCCUUUAUUUCAAUCCCAAUUAUUUUGCACAGAACAACAACCACUCUCUUCUUCCUCUUCUUCUUCUGCGUUUAAUGAACAGCCACCAAAUUAAUAGAAAAAAUUAGAUGCUACUAGUUUGUCCAUUCUGUGCUACCAUAGAAAUGUGGAGUAGAAACAUAACAAGAAAGAUAACUACGACAACUACACCUCAUCCUGGUGUCGAUGUUAUGACAAAGCAUUUGAUAACAGGUCUUGGUAUUUGGAGUGGACCACGUAUCAGCCUUGGCCAAUCAUUCAGGCUGAUAUUUGACAUUUGGCUGAUAAUCUGUAUGGGCCUUUUAUUUUACUGAUUGCAGAUCAAAUGAAUUAGAUAAAACGUGCACCACUUUGGCUCUGGCACUGGUGUGUCUCACCUAGUGUCCCGCCCACAACACUAUCUGAUUGGAUAGACAUGACAAAACAUUAGUGUAACUAGUUCAGUAUUAACUUCUGUUUAUAAUGUAGAAUAUUCUGGUUUUAUUGAAGAGUUGCCAAAGGUUUUUAGGCCAAAUGUUGGAACGGAGUUUGUAAUAUUACAAAUUAUAAAUUCUGACACAAAGGUUUUAAUUUAUGCUGUUGAUGCAUAAAUUUCAACCGUUUUAAAACCAGUUUUAAGCAUAGACUAUCUGUUACAUGAACUAAUAAUCACCAUUGGUACUGAGCCUAAAAAACCAAACUGGUCGCCGUUACCUGAUAUUUUACAGCUUCUGUCUCUAGCUGUAUUCACAAAGACAAAAAUGAGGUGAGAUGCCAAGCUUUUAUUCUCUCAAGCUUUACCAACAAUGCAAGUUAACUCAACUAAAGGUCCAAGAGUUAGACUUCAUAAAUCUCAGCUGAAAAAAUAAUGUGCAACAUGAUCUAGAAAUCCCAUGACUGCAAAAACAAAUGAAGGAAAAGGAGAUAUUAAAGUCUCAAAUGCCUGACUUUGACUGUAUUUCAGCUUCCUUCUCUUCUUUUCUUACCAGUCCAUUAACAUCCAGCCAAAGGUUUUUUUUUUUUUAAUCUGUUUUGUGCACAUUUUUUUGAAGCUGUGCUCUAAUGUACCCAAACUGGUGGAGGACUCUGGUCUUGGUUUAAAACGAUGUAAAGCUGCCUCUUCUGUGUAUGUGUGUGACUGUGUGUGUGUGUGUGUGUGCGGUCUGUCAUCUCAGUUCCGGAUGUAUUCUGUAUUCAGGAUCCAUCGAUUGAACUUCUGCUAUUUCUUGUCACUUUAUAGACAUUUAAUUUCACUAUUUAUUUAUUGACUGAUUGCGCCGUGACAUGAGGUCAGUGGAGAUUAUGCAAAUUUUAUUAGCUCAAUUUGUCGUUUUGUGAUUGCUUCACUUUUUUCAAGCUGAGGGGCGCCUGGCUGUCACAAAGCAGCUCCUGCAGACACAAACAGCCUGUUUGCAUUCAUACCCGCCUUCAUCGCCCACACAGCCUCUAGCAUAUGCCAGUGUCAAGUGACUAUGUUAAUAAACAGGUCUGUGUUGGCAGCGGUAAAGAUGUGUAGCUGUGCUGUCGAGGCCAGAGGCAGCCUGUGUCAUCUGAGCUGCUUCUGGCUGCUGUGUGUUUUUUUUUUUUUUCCUCCCAGCGAGCCCCGUGAUUGUGUCUGCCACUAAGGAUGACAAAAAACCCACCGUCUACCUUUGUAACAGGCAUUUGCAUACUGCUCACAUCCAGUGUAAUUACAGUCAGGAGAUGCCACAUUCAUUGUUAUAAGGCAGAGUGGGAUGUGUUGUGGGAAUGAUGGGAAUAUUUCCGAAUUUCCUGCACAAAUGAUAGAAAAUAAACGGAGAAGAGGGGAGAAUUGAGUCAUUCUUUCAUUGUCCAUUGUUCUACGAGCUCGGUAGUUGUGCCAAGAUUUUAUUUCUGUAUUUUUUUAAUAUUCUCUCUAACUGGAAGAAGUUAAAACUGCAAAUAAAAAGGAGCUCUGCCACGCAAAUCCACUUAAUGUCCAUCUGGCAUCGACACUCCAGAUCUGUCAGGGGAUCACUGUAAGACUUCAGCCUCAUAUGAUUCAUCGUCGUGCUCUUGAACACAGGAACCACACCUACAUGACCUCAUCGCUCUCUUCAAAAUAUGGCUCAGGCUUGACUGGAUCUCAGCUAAGCCUCGCUGGCUCAGAUGGUGUGUGUUCAAUUUCGCCUUUUCCAAGAGCAGUAAACAUGUCCUGUGGGUGUGUUGUGCAAAAGAAAGAGAGAAAAUCAGCUUGGGUUUUUAUGCAUACUGGAAGAGGGAUGAUUGUGAUCAUUUCCACGUCUGAGAAUCGUAGCAUUAAAACCUCUGAAAACCUUUUGCAUGCAGAGUUUAAAGUUAAAUCCAGAAGAGGAAAAGUGCACAUUUGAGAUCUGCAGGGGGUGAGCGUUACACAUGAGGAUACAUUAAUUCAUGGUGUCAUCUGCUUCUCUGCAAUCUGCUUUUGUAUUCAGACUCAUCAUGUGUGAGCUUGUCUGGGGAGCAUUGCACAUUAAAAGGUCUGAAACACAA